This is a messenger RNA of Lycium barbarum (goji berry), 2177 nucleotides long. RefSeq lists its product as uncharacterized. The coding region runs from base 838 to 1845 and encodes 335 amino acids. Lineage: Eukaryota; Viridiplantae; Streptophyta; Magnoliopsida; Solanales; Solanaceae. The transcript has 4 exons. Gene Ontology annotation, molecular function: nucleic acid binding; RNA-DNA hybrid ribonuclease activity. Gene Ontology annotation, biological process: microtubule-based process. The record is from RefSeq and is a predicted model, not a curated record. Gene Ontology annotation, cellular component: cytoplasm; nucleus.
CUGUUGUCAGUAUCUCCUCUUUCACUCUCAUAUUUCGUAUUUAUUUAUAUACUAUUUAUUUAUUUUUCUCACAGGUUGUGAAAUUAAAUCGUAUGUGUUAAAUUGCAUUAGAAAUAGUGAUUGUUUGAAGGAAAAGGGCCAAAAAUACCCUUGACCUAUUUUACCCUUCGUUACGUUUUUGGCUAAGACAUGCUCUCGCCAUUACGUUUUUAGCUCAAAAAUGCCCCCAAACUAGCCGAAUAGCUGAAAAAUACCCUUCUGCCAAUUGUUGCUGCAAAUCAGGGAAAACGGAUAGUUAGAGGGUAUGUUUUAGCCAAACGUAACCGAGAGUAAAAUUGACUUAUUUCUAAUAAUUCGCGGGUAUAUUUGACCCUUUUCGACUGAAGGAUCUAUCAUUUCCUAAGGUUUGUUUUAACUCCAGAACACAAGAGAGAGUUGCUGCAUUUUUAGCUGUUUCAAAUAGUGUUUAAGCUGCUAGGGUGCUACGUCACCUGAACUUGGAGCGUAAAGAUGAAUCAUGGUGAGAAUAUGGAGUCCAAUAUUGAUUAUCACAUACAAGAUGAGGCAGAGAGGCUGCUUAAAGAGAUUGAACUGAUGGUGAAGAAUGUUGAGAACUCUGAACUGUAUGCUGGAAUGCGCUUCGAUCUCGAACGGAAUGAAGCUUUUCAACAACAUUUAUUUCGCCUUCUAGGCUCCUAUUCACAUGUUCAGGUUGUAAUAUAUGCUUUGGGAAGCAUGGAAUACAGUUUACGUUCCUAGUUUCAGCUUGCCAUAGUUCUCCUACUAAAACGAGAUUUUUCCAAUUGGAUUGGCCAUAUACAAGUAUAUGAUCCUGGAAUGUCUCCGGCUGAUAUCAUAGUUUUCAAGGAGCUGGGUUUUGAGGUUCUGACCAUUGAUGAAAAUUGUAAGAGGCAAGUUCGGAGACCAACAAUGUUCUACAUGCCUCAUCCUAAUUAUUAUCAUAUUGGCAACUUGCUGGGAGCAAACUGGUCUUCUGCCUGCAUUAACCAGAUAUUUCUACUGACAAACUCAUUUCGCCAUUCAUUGACCCGUAUUCGACCAUUUACUUUCAAUCCAGAAAGAUCUAAUUUGAAUGGAGAAGUAGUGCAACGCCUAGAGAGAAUCCUCGACUUCACAACAGAGAUUGACAUAAAGGCUAGCUAUAAUCAGAUAUUUACUCAUUUGUUCUCAGAAUUUGCUUGGCAUUUCUUUGACGUGGAUCCCAACAUUGACAUGGAAACUUCACUGCCUGUGACGGAAAUUUCAAAUUUUAAAAGAAAUGACAAAUUGGAACGUUUUUGGUUGGAUAUGCAAAGGUAUCUCGAUGAAGAAUUUUUGGAAGAUAUGCAAAGCGAUAUGACUAAUGAGGAAUUUGCAGCAAUAUUUGGUGAAUAUCAUGGGCCUCGUCGUUUAAGAUGCAACUCGGUUCCUCCUCCUCCUGGUUGGAUUAAGCUAAAUAUUUAUGGGAUCGGUACAGAAGGUGAUCAGCCAGGACGAUUUAGUGGCGUCUUUCAAGAUGAAACUGGAAUGUGUUUAGGUAGGUAUAAUGGUACCAUUCAUGUUGAAGACAAUGUGAUUGCUGGACUGGAGGCCUUGAGGAAUGGGUUAGUCCGAUGCAUGGAAGGAAAGCCGAAUGCACAAAAGUUGAUUGUGGAAUCUGAUGAUGUUAUCCUUGUCCAAUAUGUUCAUGGUCGCCCUGAGCCAAAUGAAAUAACCAUGUCCAGGUUGAAAGAAAUUUUUGACUUGGUGGAGCGUAUUACUUGUGCAGUUUACCAUGUGUAUGAAGAAGCCAAUGAAGCUGCUAGACACUUGGCUCUGAGAGAUGAAUGUCACAAAUGUACAUAGAUAGCUUUGUUUUCGGCUCACGGGGUAGAGUUGAAGCUUUUUAGGUUCAGCUAAAUUUCACAUGCAAUAUGCAUUCUAUGGCAAGUGAUGUUGUAGCAGACUAAUGCAGACAUUGAUUACAGAGCAGACGCUUCCAUGCCUUUCCGACUUCUUAUUACAAGGAUUUUUUGUUUGUCAAGUGAUGAUGAAUGCAGCAUUUGAAAAAGCAAAACAGAGAAAAACAAAUGCAUUCCGAAGGCAAAGGCAAGCCUUUUAGUAAUAUGUUAUCUAAUUUGUGCAAACUGAAGCAAUUUUCUUGAUCUGUGUGAAUGUUCAAUGAAUAUACUUAGUCA